UACUUUUUUUCUUCCUAGGAAACAACAGCAUAGAGCAUACACAUAACCUGUUUUUUUCCUCCAGAUUUUGCUUGAAGAGGUGAAAGUGACAGAGCAGAUAUUGGACUUGGUGUUUUAUAUGCUUGUUGUUCUUGCACGUUAUGGACAGGAUUAUCACCCAACAGAUUCAUUACUUCUUCUGCAUUCAGCGCUGGUGGCUUGCAGUCUUCAUGUAUUGACAGGAUGUGUUUCUUCUCAGUGGCAAGAUCUUGUUCAAGUUUUACUUGCACACCCCAAGGUGGAUGUAUUUAUGGAUGUAGCUUUCGAUGCUGUUCGUAUGGAUAUUAGGCUCCUUCAAAUCAAGCUCUCAGUACUGAAUCCUGAUUUUUCAUGCAAGAAAUCCAUUCCCUCAGAUGCUGAACAAACAUUGCACAGUAUCUGUCAUCAAUGCGAAGCUUCAUUACAGUUUCUUCAGUCCUUGUGCCAACAAAAAAUGUUCCGAGAGCGCCUACUCAGGAAUAAGGAAUUAUGUAAAAAUGGUGGCAUUCUGUUGCUGGCCCGAACAGUCUUGAAGUUAGACGUCCCGCAUUUGGAGUCAUCAACUGUUGUUGCUGCUAUAUCUAGGCUGAAGUCUAAAAUACUGUCAAUUCUGUUGCAGCUCUGCGAAACAGAAACCAUUUCCUACCUGGAUGAGGUUGCUAGUUCUCCAAGUAGCAUGCAAUUGGCAAAGACUGUUGCAUUAGAGAUUCUUGACUUAUUGAAGACUGCGUUUGAUGGAGUGCCCAAACAGCUUGAUAGCAUUUGUGGCAGAUUACCCAGGGGUGUUGUGCUUCUGAAUUCUAUGCGCCUGAUUGAUAUAUUUUCUGAUGAUUCAAAUUUUCGAUCUUUUAUCAUGCUUAAUAUUACUCAGGUGCUGGCUGAAAUCUUUUCACUGCCUCAAGAAGAGUUCUUAUCUAGUUGGUGCUCUGCUGAUCUGCUAGCAAAGGAAGAAGAUGCUACACUUGAGUACGAUCCAUCUGUGGCAGCUGGGCUUGUUUCAGUUUUCGUUUCCACUGGUUUUGGGACUUCUCUUCCUACAUCAGACCUAAUGAAUGAGACAAAGAAUGAUUCCCCUUUCAUUCUCAACAACACACCUCAGGCUUCUUACGCACAACAGAGAACAUCACUAUUAGUCAAAAUAAUUGCGAAUCUCCACUGUUUUGUUCCUAAUAUCUGUGAAGAGCAAGAGAGAAAUCUAUUUUUUAACAAAUUUCUCGAGAGCUUACAAAUUGAGCUCCCCAAAUCAUCACCUGGGUUUUCAUUCACCUGUGAUAAAAGAAAAGCUGCCAGAGUUUGCAAGAACCUGGGUUCGUUGGUAGAUCAUGCCGGGUCUUUAAUUCCUAAUUUCUUAAAUGAGGAAGAUGUGCAACUAUUAAGUGUUUUUGCUAAGCAGUUAGAGUCGCUGGUUACAUCUGCAAAACCUGAAGGGAAUCCAAUGCAGGAGCAAGUUCAGGAAAAUAAAUUUGAGGCUUCUUUGUGCUGGGAAAAGCUUUCUAACCAUGAACAUCAGCAGGAAGCUCAAAGUACAGGGGGAAGUGCAUCACCUUUAGCAACAAAAGGAGAUCCCAAGGCUCCGGAGGUAGCUUCAGACUUCAAUGACAAAAAUGGCAGCCUCAGAGAGGGAUUAUCUGGUAAUUUGACUCGCAAAGGGGUGGACCAGUUCAAUAUCGCAGAUAGGGGCUUGGAACUUCCUGAUGAUGUCAUGAACCUAGAAGGAAGUAGGAGGACUAAUAAAGAUGGAACUAGUGGGAGUGCAUUGGAACCUUUUAGGGAGAUUGACAAAGAUGUUCGGAAUGUUGAAACAGGUGGCUCAGAGUUGAGCUCUGCAAGAGGGAAGAACUCUGUUAGUAAUGGCGACUGUUCUAAAUCAGCUAGGCAUACUAGAGAAAGUAGUUUAGCAGGACUCCAAGAAAAUUAUACUGAAACCAUGCAGUGUGAAGACAGGCAACGGAGGAAACGAAAGCGAAACAUCAUGAAUGAGGGACAGAUCACCUUAAUAGAGCAUGCCCUCUUGGAUGAGCCUGAAAUGCAGCGAAAUGCGGCUUUGUUGCAGACAUGGGCUGAGAAAUUAAGUGUUCAUGGGUCGGAGCUCACAUCUUCACAACUGAAAAACUGGCUGAACAACCGAAAAGCCAAGCUGGCUCGUGCAGCUAGGGAAGCUCGCACACCAUCAGAAGGGGAAACUGCUUUCCCAGAAAAAUCAGGAGGAAUGGGAAUGGUUCACUUUUAUGAUUCAUCUGAGAGCCCUAGUGAAGACUUGUAUGCCCCAUCAACCGGCAGAGGGGGAAGUAGCACAAGCACACCCAAAUCUGGUGGCGGCAUGUUGAGAACAUGCGGCAGUGAGACAUCUGAGAUCGCCUCGACAGAUUUUGUGGAUUUUGCUUCCCAACAAAACAUGCUAAUGAAUUGCCAAUCCUUGAGAUACAUCAGACAUGAUCCAGGCCAGUAUGUUUCGCUGAUGGAUGAAGGGGAGGAAGUUGCUAGGGGGAAGGUAUAUCAGGUGGAAGGUAAGUGGCAUGGAAGGAGUUUGGAGGAAGCAGCAACUUGUGUUGUGGAUGUUCUUGACCUUAAGGUUGAGAGGUGGACCAGGCUCCAACACCCAUCAGAGGCCGCAGGUACGACAUUUGAUGAGGCUGAAGCCAAGAAUGGGGUGAUGAGAGUGGCAUGGGAUGUGAACAAGAUCCUCCUGUUGCCCCAGUAAGUGUUUUUUUUUUUUUGCAUCGGUAAUCCCCC
Macadamia integrifolia is the source of this 2751-nucleotide messenger RNA. RefSeq names its product nodulin homeobox. Gene Ontology annotation, biological process: flower development. Gene Ontology annotation, molecular function: single-stranded DNA binding. The record is from RefSeq and is a predicted model, not a curated record. The transcript has 14 exons. The coding region runs from base 119 to 2719 and encodes 866 amino acids. NCBI's taxonomy places the organism in Eukaryota, Viridiplantae, Streptophyta, Magnoliopsida, Proteales, Proteaceae.